AACAACUUCACGUGUAAAUUUGGAUAAAAUCGAGGGCUCCUCGAUAAAUACAUAUAGCUGUGAAAAAACUCCCAGCUCGCUUUCUCUUCUGCUUACAGAAAAAAAAAAUCCUUUUUUUUCAGCUAAAAAAGCUUAUAAAACCCAAAAAGAAAAAAAAAAAAAGUGAAAAACUCCAAGUAUACCAAUCCUUGAAGUUUCCAUUAAUGGGUUCCUUUUAAUUUUUCAGUAUCCACUCUAAAGAUCUAACCUUUAUUACUUUCUUUCUAGUUUUUGCUUUGAACUAUGUUUGGCAGCUCAGAAAUAAGCAGUAAUAAUGGCUUUGCCUUCUCGAACCCCACCAACAAAAACACUCUAAUCAAGAACAGUAUCCCCACCGGCGGUGGGGAUUUUACCAAGGGCCGAGAAAUCGACGGCCCAGAUUUCUUCCAGGUCCAUGGCUUAUCAAGGUAUCGAUCCGCCCCGAGUUCGUUUCUCGCGGCCCUUAUGGAUCCGAACCCGGAUAAUAACAGCAGCAGCGGUGACGAAUCUGAAGCUUUCUUAUCCGCCUUGAUCGACGGCCAGCACGAUCUGAAUCAGAAACAUCAGCAUCAGGCGCAGUACUCCACGAAGCAGGAGAUUGGGGACGAAACGGAGACCCGACCCGGUUUUUUCCCAAACGGGCACGCGGGCGGGUAUGUUGGGUCUUACUCCGUGGGGAUGGAGAAUCAAGUUCAUGUGAGCUUGGCUGAUAAUGGAAACAGCUCGAAUCUGGUUAGACAGAGCAGCUCACCUGCUGGGUUUUUUAAUGGAUUUGGUGUAAUGGGAGAAGUAGGGAACUACAGAGUUCAAAAUCAUGCUAACGCCAGCUCAUCGGCUGCCGGUUUUAGCAAUCACUUGAACUUCUCGGCGGGCCAAUGUUCUGGUUCAAGAUUUAUGCCCACUAUACCCGAAAAUCUAAACGAGAGCAUCUCCACAUGUAGCCCUGAAAAUGAUCGGUCGAAAAACAGCAUUAACUCCUGGAAUGUACCUCCCUUGAAAAGAAAUCGAGAUAGUGAACCGAAAAUGUACUCCAAUUUCAAUUUGUUGGAAAAUCAGAAUGGAGAAAGUAGAAAAAUGCCGAGCGGUUUAGUUUCGCACAUGAGCUUGCCAAAAACUAGUUCUGAGAUGGCGACAGUGGAAAAUUAUCUGCAUUUCCAGCAAGAAAGUACAGUUGUUCCUUGUCAAAUUCGAGCCAAACGAGGCUGUGCCACUCAUCCUAGAAGCAUAGCCGAAAGGAUGAGACGAACUCGGAUUAGUGACAACAUGAAGAAGCUGCAAGAUCUUUUCCCGAGUAUGGAUAAGCAAAUAAACACAGCUGAUAUGUUGGAUUUAGCAGUUGAAUACAUUAAAGAUCUCCAGAAACAAGUCCAGGCUCUAACCGACACGAAGACAAAGUGUGUGUGUUCAAACAAUCCUUGGCAAACAAGCCCAACUACGUAGAGGAGAAAAAGAAUCGAUCUUGGUUUGCCUAACAAACCCACCAAAGAAAAGAAGAAGAAAACAGAAAAAAAUAAACUCACAAAAAGGAAGAUGGAAGAAUGAAUUUGUCAGCUCCUUUUAUUCUAGGAAAAGAACAAGAUAUUAGAAUCAAAAAGUUAUGUUAUCUCAGUAGCGUGUGAUCAAAAUAUUGAUUUAGCUUGUUGUAUGAAUAAUGUGCAUAGUAAAAGAUAGAUGUUAAAUUUACGCCUUUUUUUGAUGAUAUUUGGUUGUGUUUUCGCUUUGCUUAGGAGACUGAAAAUCACGAUUCUAAGCAAAUAUAGUUUCUUUGAAUUUUGGCUCAAACUGUGCUGGCAGAAUGAAAUUCUUGUUAUUAAAGAACUUGAGGAAUGUUAUCUGAUUUUUUCGUACUGAUACUCAGAGAUAGAAACACAUUUAUGGAUGGAUUUAGCUCAACCCCGUU
This is a messenger RNA of Striga asiatica, 1918 nucleotides long. NCBI's taxonomy places the organism in Eukaryota, Viridiplantae, Streptophyta, Magnoliopsida, Lamiales, Orobanchaceae. The record is from the annotation of a GenBank genome assembly.